CCGCGGCCCUUUUAAGCGGCGGCCGCCGGCGCGGCGCAGCGCACGGCCAUGCUGCGGGGCCGCUGGCUGCUGCCCGGCGCCUCGCUGGCCCUGGGCGCGGGGCUGGGGGCGGCCCUCACCGCCCGCCGCCGGCCCCGGGGCGAUGCGGCGGAGGGGCUGCUGGCCCGCCUGCCCGUGGUGCCCGCCGUGGCGGCCGCCGGUCCGCCGGCGCUGCCGGGCUCCAGCGAGCUGACCAAGUACGGGCUGCCCGGGCUGGCGCAGCUGCGGAGCCGCGAGUCCUACGUGCUGUGCUACGACCCGCGGAGCCGCAGCGCCCUGUGGGUCAUCGAGCAGCUCAACCGGGAGACCCUCAGCGGCACCUCCGACCGCGCCGCCUGCGACUUCCUGGAGGACGAUUCGGUUCACGAGUACCACCGAGCCACCAACGCCGACUACCGCGGCAGCGGCUUCGACCGCGGGCACCUGGCCGCCGCCGCCAACCACAAGUGGAGCCAGAAGGCCAUGAGGGACACCUUCUACCUCAGCAACGUGGCCCCGCAGGUUCCUCAUUUAAACCAGAAUGCCUGGAAUAACCUUGAGAAGUACAGCAGAAGCCUGGCAAGGAACAACAAGAACGUCUAUGUCUGCACAGGACCCCUCUACCUGCCCAGGAUGGAGGCCGAUGGGAAGAUGUACGUCAAGUACCAGGUGAUUGGGAAGAACAACGUGGCCGUCCCCACCCAUUUCUUCAAGGUGCUCAUCCUGGAAAAGGAGAGCGGGGAGAUCGAGUUGCGCUCUUAUGUGAUGCCCAACAGCCCUGUGGAUGAGAAAAUCCCGCUGGAGCGGUUCCUGGUUCCCAUCGAGAGCAUUGAGCGAGCCUCGGGGCUCCUCUUUGUCCCAAACAUCUUGAAGAGAACAAGUAACUUGAAAGCCAUCACAGCUGGAAGCAAGCGUUGAACUCUGACGAGACAAAUCCAGGUAUCCUCUGGAUUCAGGGACUGUCAGCAGUCGCCUGCUGAAUUGGGCAAUUUUAAUGUGGGAAAUAAGAAUCAAACCAAUGCUCUUUACCCUUCCCCUCACUUCACAUGACAGUGAAACACGCACACGCAAGUCCCAAGGGCAGGCCCUGCAGAAGGCUCCCAGGUACUGAACAUUGUAGCAGGUCUCUAGAAUUUGCCCUAAUCUGCAGUAGAGGUGCUCAUGUAAUUGCCCCCUUGGAGUUGUGUGUGGCUCAUUAAAACACAAAGGGAAGUCACUUAAUUGCUGCCUUUUAGCAGGAAAGGACAGGAGCAAGAUGGGUGCAGCGGGGAGGAGAGGAGAGGUUCCUGCCUUUGUGUGGCCAAAGGAUUGUAUGAUUGUUUUCUUUCAAAAGAUGAUUUUAGCAGUAAAGCUUUGAACACCCACA
Molecule: messenger RNA, 1384 nt
Organism: Chroicocephalus ridibundus (black-headed gull)
Lineage: Eukaryota; Metazoa; Chordata; Aves; Charadriiformes; Laridae
Gene: ENDOG
Product: endonuclease G
Exons: 3
Coding region: 49-936 (295 amino acids)
Biological process (GO): apoptotic DNA fragmentation
Cellular component (GO): mitochondrial inner membrane; nucleus
Molecular function (GO): metal ion binding; RNA endonuclease activity; single-stranded DNA endonuclease activity
Source: RefSeq, a predicted model, not a curated record